Molecule: messenger RNA, 1353 nt
Organism: Rhodotorula graminis WP1
Lineage: Eukaryota; Fungi; Basidiomycota; Microbotryomycetes; Sporidiobolales; Sporidiobolaceae
Exons: 5
Coding region: 1-1308 (435 amino acids)
Biological process (GO): nucleotide-excision repair; base-excision repair, AP site formation; base-excision repair
Cellular component (GO): nucleus
Molecular function (GO): oxidized pyrimidine nucleobase lesion DNA N-glycosylase activity; DNA-(apurinic or apyrimidinic site) endonuclease activity
Source: RefSeq, a predicted model, not a curated record
AUGGCGCCCCUCCGCACGCGCACCUCGGCCCACUCUGCCCGCGUCACCCUGUACGAGCCCGCCGCCGCGUCGAUCAGCAGCCUCGCCGCCGCCACUGCGCCCGCGUCGACGUCCGCCCCAGCGACCCCCCGCAGGCGCACACGCUCGAGCACUGCAGCGUCGAGCCCGGUCGUCAAGUACGAGCGCGACGAUGACGACAACGCGCCUGCCUGGGCCGCCGACGAGGGCGACGACUCGGAUGCCGCCGCGUUCGAGGAGCUCAAGCCUGCGCCGACCACGCCCAAGGCCAAGUCGCCCCGCAAGCCCAAGCCGCACGUCACCAAGCUCGCCAACCCGCACCCGGCGCCCAAGAACUGGGAGAGGACGUACGCCGUCAUUCGUGAGCAGCGCAAAGGGAUCGUCGCAGCCGUCGACCUGAUGGGCUGCGAGCAGGGCGGGCGCGAGGCGCAGAAGAAGGAGGAGGACGCAGGCGCCGCUCCCGUCGACAGCGACAAGGCCCGGCGGCUCUCGACGCUCGUGUCGCUCAUGCUCUCGAGUCAGACCAAGGACCCCGUCACGCACCAGGCGACCGUCAACCUGCGCAACGACCUCCCCGGCGGCCUCACGGUCGACGCGCUCGACAAGGCGUCGGUCGACGACAUUGACCGCUGCAUCGCCAAGGUCGGGUUCCACAACACCAAGGCGAGGAACCUCAAGCUCCUCGCGACGAGGCUGCGCGAGCUCCACGAUGGCGACGUCCCGAGCGACUUGGCUUCGCUCUUGGACAUCGUCGGCGUCGGGCCAAAAAUGAGCUACCUCUACCUACAGUCCAUCGGGCAAAACAUCGGUAUCGGGGUCGACACGCACGUGCACCGCAUCACGCACCGCUUGCGGUGGCACAAGAAGGAGCCAAAGACGCCCGAGGAGACCCGACUCAACCUCGAGUCGUGGCUGCCUCAGCACCUAUGGCCCUCAGUCAACAAGAUGCUCGUUGGCUUUGGCCAGGAGAUCUGCAAGCCUGUCGCGCCUCGGUGCGACCUGUGCGACGUCGCGAGGGAGAAACUGUGCCCGUCGAGGCGGGUCGUCGUGCCCAGCCCGAGGAAAAAGGUCAAGGUCGAGCUUGAGAUCAAGGACGAGGAGGGGUUGGUCAAGGGCGAGCAGGGCGAAGACGCGGCGAGCGCGCCCCGGCUCGAGGUCAAGCUCGAGGAGGAGACGCAGGGCGUGGUGGCGGUCAAGGCCGAGGGCGAUGGGCGGGUUCUUGUCGCGGAGCGCGAGGUCAAGAACGAGGUCGUCGAAGCGGCGACAGUGCCCGGCGGCGAGGCGAGCUAGCUCUCUCUCUCUCCUCUCGUGCAACGAGGCCGCACGUUCCUCCUC